CUUCGUCACGUGAUUCAGGAGUCCUUUAGCUGCUGGUAGAGCAACCACCACUAGGAAGACAAUAUUAUAUCGGCGCUGUGAUUUUCAGCGCGGACAAUUUUGCAGUAGCAAUCUCCGUUUGGUUUAUCUUAAUGUCCAUAAGAUAGGUGGUUGUUGCUACGAAGAGGUUGUUUGGCUUAAAAUCUGGUCAAUUUACCUGUGCGUUAUUGCCUGCUAGCCGAUUCUCGUUUUGUCUGCUAGCACUGAGCGAUCUGAAACCAACAUGAUGCGGUUUACUUUUGUAUUGUCCGCACUUUUCAUUGGACUUUUGGCUGCUGUUCUGCACCAGAGUGUAGCCGCUGAUGCCAACACUGCCGGCACUCCAGCAUGGGGUAGCUACAAUGUUACCAACAGCAAUGGAUCCAUCUGUCUGAUGGCCGUCAUGGGCCUGCAGCUCAACGUCUCCUACCACUCGGCCUCCGAUAAUAAGACUGUGGCAUCAGUGAUCAACCUUCAGCCCAACACGACCUCCGCGUCCGGCGACUGUGAAACGGAGACCGCCACCCUGAUUCUUUCCAGUGAUUGGGCCGACGGGCAGAAGACAAACUUGACUUUCGUCUUCUCCUUGAACACUACUUCAAAGAAAUACCACUUGAGUGGUGUGAAUUUGUCGGCUGUGUUGCUCGACAUGAAGGAUCCCCCCUUGUUGGUCGGUAACCCCACCCUGAACUACCUGCCAGGGACCCUGGACCACUCGUACAUGUGUCGCGACCAGCAGACGCUGACCGUGACCCAAGGCUUCUCCAUCCACACUUACCAGCUGCAUGUGCAGCCCUUUGGCUACAACCGAGAGUUCGGACCAGCUGAGGAGUGUCAGCUGGACAUGGAUGACAUGCUGAUCCCCAUCAUAGUGGGAGCUGCCUUGGCCGGCCUGGUCCUCAUCGUCCUUGUGGCCUACCUGAUCGGCAGGAAGAGGAGCCACGCUGGUUACCAGACCAUCUAAGACAGCCGGCUCUAUCGCUUUCCUCAACUUGACCACUAUUUUACCCAUAUUCAUGCCCCGUUCGCAUGCACAUGCAGACCACACAAGUGUUCGUUUUUACACACACACACACACACAGACACGUGCGCACAUACAUGCAACACAGUAGAACCCGCUACUUUAAAUACCUCUUAUUGUUCUACCUGGCACUCUACUUUCUGGACGGGAGUUAUUUUUUCCAACCCAGUUUUUGGCUACUUUUCUUUUGGUACUUUUUACAUUUGCAAAUGUCAUGAGUAAUUUUGGGUUUUAUUAAGGUUGUGCUUUCUUAACUGAAGUGCUCUUAUGCGUCAGUUAGGACUUUGAGAGAUCGUGGAGGAAGGGAGAAUAGGAAUCUUCCCUGCAUAGAGACAUAGUUCGGUGUCACAAAUAUGACAGAGUUGGUUGGGUCCACUUAAUUUAAAGCGUUAAAUCUUCCACAGCCUUCUCUUGCCUUCCAAUGCAGCGUUUAGGUUUUCGAAUCGUGUAAUAUUUAUUGAUUCUUGGAAAAAACGGAUUCUGAGGGGAAUGCUUUGGGAGCUGUUGUAGUUUCAAUGUAAAGGGAAUGUAAUGGAUUGGCAGCUUAACUCAACCCUCUUUUUAAAAGAAAGGUGUCCAGUUCUACUCUGGACAACCCGUACGCAUGUUUAGCUUUACUUUCCCGCAGAAACUCCUUGAUGGAGCUGCUGGAGAAGAAAAAAGCCCCCCCCCCCCCAUAAAUAACAUCAUGAUGAUGUGACUUAAGUUGGUUUUUGUUGCUGUGCCAUGCUCUGGCCUGAGCCUCAGCCAUACCCCAUUAUCUACUGUGUGUGGAUUCUAUAACUACAUUAUUAGUGAUUCGGUUGGAGUCUUCCAUGUUGAAAGGUCAAAUGGCAAUUAGGUGAAUUAUGCACAUAACAUCGGAUGUCAUUGUGGCGUCCCUCAACGACAUACUGUCGUCGUGGAAGUUGACCGAUUUUGUGAUGGCGGAAUUGAAUGGAUUCUCAGGAUUGCUUGGUAACGUAGUGACUGUUACCAAGAGGUUCUGACGUGUUAUAUGGAGGAUGUUUCUCUCGGUCGGAGCCCGGACGUUCGGUACCAGGGAAGACCUACAUAGUUUGUCCAUGUUGCAUAUGGCAAAGGGAAAUGCACCAAGGACAUCCAGUGGUGAACUUGUCUUUAAAAGAAGAAAAAAGGCCAAAACAUAAU
Molecule: messenger RNA, 2188 nt
Organism: Gadus chalcogrammus (walleye pollock)
Lineage: Eukaryota; Metazoa; Chordata; Actinopteri; Gadiformes; Gadidae
Gene: lamp1b
Product: lysosomal associated membrane protein 1b
Exons: 6
Coding region: 263-982 (239 amino acids)
Cellular component (GO): membrane
Source: RefSeq, a predicted model, not a curated record